GGCGAACGGUAUCCCUACUCACGUGAUCCUCUUAAACCAAACGUCAUUUCGACUUUAAUUCUUGCGCACUUCUCAGUUAAAUUAGUUAUUUCAAGGUCAUUAUCUUGGCUCGACUUGGUUAUACCUACGUGCCUCACCACUAGCUCAUUCUGAUAUGCUAUGGACAAUUUAUUGUCACCAUUCAGCGCACAAACGCACCUUCACGAUGGGAAAAUACACAUAAUCCUCGCGGCCAGCGGAUCUGUUGCUACAAUCAAGUUGCCGAAUAUUGCCAAAGCACUUGGUCGCCAUCAUAAUGUGUCUAUUCGCAUCAUCGUCACCAAAUCUGCAGAGCGAUUUCUUAGAGAACAAAGCUUGGAACAGCCCUCACUAGAAGCCUUGCGAAUAGUUCCGGGCGUUGAGGCUAUAUACAGAGACGAAGAUGAGUGGGUGUAUCCCUGGACGCGAGGCGACCCGAUACUACAUAUAGAACUCAGGAAGUGGGCACAUUUAUUACUUGUCGCUCCUCUCUCGGCUAACACGAUGGCCAAAAUGACUAUGGGGAUGGCCGACAACCUUCUUCUCUCUGUGAUCAGAGCAUGGGACACGACAGGAACAGUCGAUUCCACGUUCAAGCGUAGGAAGCCGCUAAUUUUUGUUGCACCCGCAAUGAAUACGGCGAUGUGGAACCACCCAAUUACUGGUAGACAGAUUGAGAUUUUGGAGGAGGACUGGGGUGUGAAUAACAAGGGCAAGGAUGGCUGGGUUUCUGUUCUCCGUCCAAUGGAGAAGUCACUUGCUUGCGGUGACAUUGGCAAUGGUGCCAUGAUGGACUGGGAGGCCAUAGUCCGCAUUGUGGAGCAGUAUAUCGGUGUUCAACCACAAGGUGGUAUCAGCGUUUCAGGGUGAGUUAGUCAAUGAAGCCGGCGAAGGUA
This is a messenger RNA of Aspergillus saccharolyticus JOP 1030-1, 914 nucleotides long. Its product is annotated as putative flavoprotein. Gene Ontology annotation, cellular component: phosphopantothenoylcysteine decarboxylase complex. Lineage: Eukaryota; Fungi; Ascomycota; Eurotiomycetes; Eurotiales; Aspergillaceae. Gene Ontology annotation, molecular function: FMN binding; phosphopantothenoylcysteine decarboxylase activity. Bases 160 to 888 code for a protein of 242 amino acids. The transcript has a single exon. The record is from RefSeq and is a predicted model, not a curated record. Gene Ontology annotation, biological process: coenzyme A biosynthetic process.